AUAAAAAAUGUCCUUUAAUUUAAUCGUCCCCUAACCUAGGCUCUGAAGAAGCAACCAUGGCGGAGCAUGAGUUUGAACCUGCAGACCCACCAUUUCUACACUUGGUUUCAGCUUUCCUUGCUAUGGAGCCCACUGACUCUCUCAUCUCAUUGGCUCGGAUAUGUGGUGAAGGGUCGGUUACUGAGAGAGUACAGAGGUUUAUUUGGAGCCAUUGUAUAAGCACAGCUGCUGGAAAACUCCAUGCACCUUAUUUGAGGAAUUUUUUAAAGAAGCUUAUAAAUGAAGUUGAGAGGAACCAUGGUGAGGUUUUGGAUGAAUUAUAUGAACGUUAUGCUUACUACAUGAGUUCACUGAAGGAUGAUAAUUUGGUCAAGGGAAAUGCAAGGGUCAGCAAAUACAUUUCAUUUCUUUUUCCUGAUAGCUUUUUUGAACUUUCAAGUGCUUCAGAGUCAAGGAAAUUGUUGAUGCAGCUGCAAUGUUCUCUCAACAUGCUUGAAGGGGAUACUGGGUGUUCAAUUUGGCCAUCAAGUCUUUACUUGUCAGAAUGCAUACUUUCUUUUCCAGAAUUAUUCUCUAAUAAAUCAUGUUUCGAGGUUGGUUCAGGAGUUGGUUUAGUUGGCAUUUGUCUUGCUCAUGUGAAAGCCUCUAAGGUGAUAUUAAGUGAUGGUGACAUGUCAACUUUAGCAAACAUGAAACUUAAUCUGGAGUUGAAUCACUUGGGCUGUGAAGGUGAUUUUCCUGAAACCAUUAAUGACCACGCUAAGGUAAAGUGCAUUUAUCUUCCAUGGGAAUCUGCUUCAGAAAGAGAUCUCAUAAACUUCAAGCCAUACAUAAUAUUGGGUGCAGAUGUAAUAUAUGAUCCAGUAUGUCUCCCACAUCUAGUUAAAUUACUUGGCACCCUCAUAAACCAGAUGAAAUCUCAUUCUAAGGGCAAUACUGAUGAUAGUGGUGAUGGCUUUGAUGCUUUUCUAAGUAAAACAAUAUCCAAUAGUGGAUCAAGGAAAGGUCCAUUAGCUUUGAUUGCUUCUGUCAUUCGCAAUAUUGACACAUUCAAUGAAUUUCUUGCUUUGGUGGAGCAGGCUAACCUUACCAUCACAGACCUGACUGAAACACUCAAACCCAUCAAUUUGCUUCCUUAUAUGCAGUCCUAUGAUCGAACCACAAUACGACUAUUUAGUGUCACAUGCAAAUAUGAUAAUAAUGGACUACAGGUAGUCGCUAUCAUUAUCCAUCAAGUCCUUCUCUACCAUGAUGAGGAUACUAUAUAUCGUAGCUGUUUUAUUGGGACAGGUCAGAACAUCAUCACAACUUUAAUAUGCAUGAAGUUGUUCGACCUUGGUAGACUCAUCAAGAUGGCAGAAGAGCUAAUAAAGCAAGAAGAUGGGAAUAUGGAGGUGGAGGUCAUUCAUUUAUGGGCUACUCCGAGAUCCCUCAGUACAGGCCUUAUGUACUCUUUUGCUCAGAGGGAUGAUAUGGAAGUGCUAGAUGAACCUCUGUAUUCAAAUUUUCUUCGGGUUACAGGUUUUGAUAGACCUUACAGGGAGGAACUACUAUCCAAAAUGGAACCUGAUGGAAGAAAGGUUGUAAAUGAGGUCAUUUUUGGUCCUGGAAGAAAGAAGUAUCGGUUCUGUAAGCAUAUUUCAAAGGAAUGGGUUCCUGGUUUACCGAGUGAUUUAAUGAAGAAAGGAAAACACUUCCUAGUGAUACGUAAUCCCCUUGAUAUUCUGCCAUCCUUUGAAAAGGUUCUGCCUCCAUCCUUUCAAGAGUUAGGUGUGGCAAAUCUGAUCUCUAUAUACAAUGAGCUAUCUGAGUUGGGACGGCCCCCAUUAAUCAUUGAUGCUGCAGAACUUCAAGAAGAUCCUGAGGCUACACUAUGUGGUCUCUGUGAAUACUUGGAUAUUCCUUUUCAAGCUGCAAUGCUCAAAUGGGAAGCUGGUCCAAAACCAAUAGAUGGCAUUUGGGCUCCCUGGUGGUACAAAAGUCUUCACAAGUCAACAGGUUUCAAACCAGCAAGAAAGUACCCUGAGCCAUUUCCUUUUUCUCACUACAACUUGCUGGAGCAGAGCCUACCUCUCUACAACUUCCUUCGGCGCCACGUAAGGAAGUCAUCAGGCCUCCUGAAAUCUCCCUUACCUGAUCCUGAUCUUCCAGUUCCUGCCAAUAAGAAGCUACUAGCAUGGGUCGGUGAUGAGCUUCUACCCCGUGACAGUGCAAAGGUUUCUGUUUUCGACUCCGUUGUCCAAGGAGGUGAUUCAGUUUGGGAAGGACUCCGAGUUUACUCUGGGAAAAUAUUUAAGCUUGAAGAGCAUUUAGAUAGGAUGUUUGACUCUGCAAAGGCUUUGGCUUUUAAGAAUGUUCCUACUCGAGAAGAGAUCAAAGAAGCCAUCUUUAGAACUCUUAUUCGGAAUGGAAUGUUUGACAAUUCACACAUUCGUCUAAGUCUAACACGUGGCAAAAAGGUUACUUCUGGCAUGAGUCCUGAAUUCAAUCUUUAUGGCUGCACAUUAAUUGUCCUUGCUGAAUGGAAACCCCCUGUCUAUGACAAUACAAGUGGUGUAACUUUAGUUGCUGCUACUACACGCCGUAAUUCACCAAAUAACUUGGAUUCAAAGAUUCACCACAAUAACCUUCUGAAUAAUAUACUUGCAAAGGUGGAAGGCAAUAAUGCAAAUGCUGCUGAUGCAAUCAUGCUUGACAAGGAUGGUUAUGUAUCUGAAACAAAUGCUACCAAUAUUUUUUUGGUGAAGAAAGGCCGUGUAUUAACGCCUCAUGCUGAUUAUUGUCUUCCUGGCAUUACUAGAGCAACUGUCAUGGAGCUUGUGGUGAAGGAAAAGUUUGUCCUAGAGGAGCGGAGAAUCAGUCUAUCAGAGUUUCAUACUGCAGAUGAGGUUUGGACAACUGGGACGAUGGGGGAACUCACACCAGUUGUGAAAAUUGAUGGGCGUGAUAUUGGUGACGGUAAAGUGGGACCAGUGACUCGUAGGUUGCAAAGUGCUUACAAAAAGUUGACAGAGGAAUCAGGAGUUCCCAUCCCAACCUACCAUGAAAGUUAAUCAUGACUGCCCUAAAAGUGCAGCUAACAGCUAUCAUGGAAGCGACUGCCGGACAUAAUGAAGGAAGUUGUACCGUCCAACCCUGAUAUUUGAACUUUCUAUUUUCAGCAUUAUCUGUGUCUGAAAUCCGCUGCCCUGUAACUUCUAGCACACUUGAGAAUAAAAGGGAUCAAUAAAUUGGGGGGGAAAAAAAAAAGGGGGCCAAAAUAUACUUAUUUGCAGUCUCAUUUGGAAUGUUUGCUCUGUCUUCUCUCUCAGUAUAUAUUAUAUGUAUUAAGUUGGUAUGGUUAUCAAUGCCUGCCAAACUUAAAAAAAAAAAAGUGUUAUCCAAUAUCCUUAUCCUUUAUAAUA
Ziziphus jujuba (common jujube) is the source of this 3404-nucleotide messenger RNA. Its product is annotated as branched-chain-amino-acid aminotransferase-like protein 1. Gene Ontology annotation, molecular function: catalytic activity. The record is from RefSeq and is a predicted model, not a curated record. The transcript has 32 exons. Gene Ontology annotation, biological process: carboxylic acid metabolic process. Bases 57 to 3053 code for a protein of 998 amino acids. NCBI's taxonomy places the organism in Eukaryota, Viridiplantae, Streptophyta, Magnoliopsida, Rosales, Rhamnaceae.